This is a messenger RNA of Drosophila grimshawi, 1328 nucleotides long. Its product is annotated as fructose-bisphosphate aldolase. Lineage: Eukaryota; Metazoa; Arthropoda; Insecta; Diptera; Drosophilidae. Bases 113 to 1207 code for a protein of 364 amino acids. The record is from RefSeq and is a predicted model, not a curated record. Gene Ontology annotation, biological process: glycolytic process; fructose 1,6-bisphosphate metabolic process. Gene Ontology annotation, cellular component: cytosol. Gene Ontology annotation, molecular function: fructose-bisphosphate aldolase activity. The transcript is spliced from 3 exons.
UUACAUUGCCUGGUCUUAGGGCUUAGUGUUUACCGUCUGGUCAAUAAUUAUCAAAUUGUGUUAUUUUUCUUUUUUAAUUAUUCAUAUUUAUCAAAAUUUUUUGUAUAACAAAAUGACCACAUCUUUCUAUUAUCCGAGCCGAGAAGUGCAGGAUGAAUUGUCCAGCAUUGCCAAGGCGCUUGUGGCUCCCGGCAAGGGAAUCAUUUGCGCAGACGAAUCAAUCGCGACAAUGGGCAAGCGUUUCCAAUUGAUUGGGGUGGAGAACACCGAGGAGAAUCGUCGCCUGUAUCGUCAGCUGCUCUUUACCACAGAUCCAAAGAUAUCGGAGAACAUAUCCGGGGUAAUCAUGUAUCACGAGACACUCUACCAGAAGACCGAUGCCGGUAUACCCUUUGCGGAGGUGCUGCGCAAAAGAGGCAUCAUUCCAGGCAUGAAGGUGGACAAGAAUUUUGUGCCGCUGUUUUGCUCUACGGAUGAGUACACCACUCAGGGCCUGGACGACCUCCAUCUGCGCUGUGCCCAAUACAAAAAAGAUGGCUGCGACUUUGCCAAGUGGCGUUCAGUAAUUAAAAUCGAUAAAACGAAUCCCUCCUACCAGGCCAUAAUGGAGAAUGCCAAUGUGUUGGCCCGCUUUGCCUCCAUCUGUCAAUCGCAGCGCAUGCUGCCCAUCGUGGAGCCCGAGGUGCUGGUGAACGGUGAUCAUGAUUUGGAUCGCUGCCAAAAGGUUACAGAAACCUUUUUGACCGCCGUCUUCAAGGCGCUGCACGAUCACCAUGUCUACCUCGAGGGUAUGCUGCUCAGACCCAACAUGGUGACUGCCGGACAGAGUAGCAAUAAAACACAUUCGUACUCUGAAAUUGGUUUGGCAACCAUUUUAGCCCUACGCCGUACUGUGCCACCUGCAGUGCCCGGUAUUCUUUUCUCAUCUGGCGGCAUGUCCGAGGAGGAGGCCUCUGUCAACUUGAAUGCCACCAACAAUGUCCCACUGUGUAAGCCCUGGGCGCUUACUUUUUCCUUUGGGCGCGCCCUGCAGGCUUCGGCGUUGCGCUCCUGGGGCGGAAAGAAGGAUAAUAUAAACGUUGCCCAAAUUGAGUUGAUCAAACGAGCAAAGGCAAACAGCUUGGCUAGCAUUGGCAAAUAUAUUCCAGGCUCUACUGAAGGCUCGGCUGGAGGUGAAAAAAUGAUUAUCGAUGGAAUGGAAGUGUAAGUUUCUGGGCUCAUAAAAUAUAAUGACAAUGGGUGUCAUCAGAAGCCGGCGAUCAUGUGGAAGUUACAAUUUAUAAGCGACAUGUACAUAUACAUACAAAAUACAUGUGCAUUUAACAGCA